Cyclopterus lumpus (lumpfish) is the source of this 1371-nucleotide messenger RNA. Its product is annotated as nuclear receptor subfamily 5 group A member 2-like. Gene Ontology annotation, molecular function: RNA polymerase II cis-regulatory region sequence-specific DNA binding; nuclear receptor activity; zinc ion binding. Bases 1 to 1371 code for a protein of 456 amino acids. Lineage: Eukaryota; Metazoa; Chordata; Actinopteri; Perciformes; Cyclopteridae. The record is from RefSeq and is a predicted model, not a curated record. The transcript is spliced from 6 exons. Gene Ontology annotation, biological process: hormone-mediated signaling pathway; regulation of transcription by RNA polymerase II; tissue development. Gene Ontology annotation, cellular component: RNA polymerase II transcription regulator complex.
AUGGAGUUCCGACACGGAGCGGCUCUGGAGGAGCUGUGCCCAGUGUGUGGAGAUAAGGUCUCUGGUUACCACUACGGGCUGCUCACCUGUGAGAGCUGCAAGGGCUUCUUCAAAAGAACCGUCCAGAACAACAAGAAGUACGCCUGUGCAGAGAGCCGGGAGUGCUGCAUCGAUGUCCCUCAAAGGAAGCGCUGUCCGUUCUGCAGAUUUCAAAAGUGUCUGCAUGUGGGCAUGCGACUGGAAGCUGUUCGUGCAGAUCGAAUACGAGGUGGCAGGAACAAGUUCGGCCCGAUGUACAAGCGCGAUCGUGCCCUGAAGCAGCAGAGAGAGGCUCUGAUUCAAGCUAGUGGAUUCAGAAUAGACAGCAGUCCACCCAUGGGCUCCUCAACCCAGCAAAGAGACUUGACCUUUACCGCUGACCUUCAUUCAGUUCCCGUCCUUCACUGCACCCCACUACACACCGCACAGAACCACCGUAUCAGCUACCAGCACCCAUCCCUGUGCUCUCUCCUGCCACCCGACUCAGCCGGCGUCAACCAGUACCAGUGUGCCUCCUCCUCAAACUGGACCAUCAAGUCAGAGCACGCCAACUCCGCUGCAGUAAUUUACUCCAGACCUCUCUCUCCACGUGGUCCAAGGAUGCCACAGCUGGUGAUUGAGUUUGUGCGCUGCGAUCCUGACGAGCUCCAGCUGCAGAAUAAGAUCGCUGCUCGCCUCCUGCAGGAGCACACAGGCUGGGAAAAACACAGCGACCCCAGCAACCUGUGUCUGAUGUGCCACAUGGCCGACCAGACACUGUUCUCCAUCGUGGAGUGGGCUCGCACCUCCAUCUUCUUCAAACAGCUUAAGGUGAAUGACCAGAUGAAGUUGCUGCACAGCUGCUGGAGUGACCUGUUGCUCCUGGACAUCAUCUCCAGACAGGUCCUGUAUGGCAAAGAAGGCAGCCUGCUCCUGGUCACUGGGCAGGAGAUGGAGCUGUCAGACGUAGCCUCCCAUGCUGGUCUCACUGUGGCCAGCCUAGUACAGAGAGGACUGGAGCUGGUUGAGAAGCUCCACAUCAUAAAGGUGGACCGCCAAGAGUUUGCCUGCAUCAAGUUCAUCAUCCUCUUUAACCCAGAUGUGAAGCAGCUUGAGGACCAUCAGUUCAUAGAGAGUGUGCAGGAGCAGGCUGAAGGAGCCCUGCUGGAGUACACGCUGUGCUCCUCUUCUCACCUUCUCGGACGCUUUGCUCAUCUGCUGCUUUGUCUGUCUGAGCUACGCUCGCUCAGCGCCCUCGCUGAAGACUACCUGUACUGCAAACACCUGAGCGGUGAGGUGCCGUGCAACAACCUGCUCAUGGAGAUGCUCCAUGCCAAGCGCAGCUGGGCAUGA